GUUUGAUACGCAGAUAGCGAGAGUGAGCGGUCCAGCACCAGUCCAGUGGCCGGUUGAAGCCCAGUAGUGGUUGCCGCGCGUGGGAGCAGUCACGUCGUCGCGGCGACUUGCGCAGGCGCAACACUAGGGCGUCGCACCCGCCAAUGUUGUUUACCAACAAUCUUUCUGCGCAUCUCUUCGUGUCCCUGGCUUACAAUUUUGCAGCAGCAUGUCGCUGAUCUCGGAGCAGGGGCAGGGCGCGCUGGAGCGGCAGUACACGCCCAGCGCCUGGUCGCGCCGCUUCCCCGCGCCGCAGCAGGUGCUGCAGCAUCACGUGCGGCUGGUUACUACAGAAAGCGAAAAGGCAAUUAACAGCGUCCCUCACAAGCUGGAGAUCGAGUACGGCUCCACGCCCGGACAGAAGCUCGACAUAUUCGGCACAGACCUGCCUGAUGACUCUCCGAUCCUGGUGUUCGUGCACGGCGGCUACUGGCAGGAGUUGUCCCGCGAGGUGUCGCGCUACCCGGCGCCGCCGCUGCACCGCUCCCGCGUGAAGACAGUCGUGGUGGGCUACGACCUGUGCCCCGUCGCCACGCUGGCCGAGAUCGUGGACCAGGUCGCCAGUGCAGCCAAGUUCGUGUUUGAGUAUGCGGAGAAGAUGGACUCGAGAGGAGUGUACUUCGCGGGUCACUCAGCGGGUGCCCACCUCGUCGCCAAGCUUCUAUCCAACGCGGACUUCCUGGAGACAGUACCAGGAGCGCAGCGGCUGCAGGGGGCCUUCCUGGUCUCCGGCGUGUACGACCUGCGUGAGCUCGUGCACACCUCGGUCAACGACCUCGUGCAGCUGCCGCACGAGUGGGCCGUCCCGCUCUCUCCUCAGUUCGACUCUUUCACACACCUGCAGAAGAAAGUCCGCAUCUACAUACUAGCAGCGCAGGACGACAGCGAAACCUUCAAGAAACAAUCCCGUGAGUUCUAUGAAUUGCUGCAUACGACUUGCCUGAUGCAGAACAUUUACUUGGAAAUCAAGGACCAGAUGGAUCACUUCGAUAUUGUCGAGUGCUUCGCGUCUGAAGAUAAUUAUUUGAAGAAUCUCCUCGUACAUGAUAUUCGUAAGCAUAUCUCGUAAAAUACAAAAUAAAAGGUUGUACAUCCUAAUGAGGUGUAAUUAUAAGUAAUUUAGACUCGCUAGCAGCAAUCGACUGAACUACAUGGUAUGUAUUUUAUUUCAGGUCAUAUACAUAGGUAUGUUUAUGUAUACUUACCUAUAAUAUAAGUUUUGAAUGUUUUUUGCAUCGUAGAAGUGGUAUAAAAGCUCGUGUAUGUGGUUAAAUUGCGGUAGGUAAAGUUAUUAAGUUGGCUAUUGGCAACCAUAAGAUUGCUUGCAGGUGGCUUGCAGUCAUUUUAAAAACUGAGUGAGUUAUCUUUUAUAAGUUCAUGUAUAAAACAUAUACUUAAGUACAUAUAUGUUUACAUAAUUUGUGAUUUCUAUGAUCUUAUUAUUAUUAUAUUAUGCAGAAAGACUGUAUUCUUUAAUGCUGUAUAUUUUAAUGAUGUGUUAAAAAGAAAUACCUAACUGUAAUUAAGUAUAAUCGUCUUGUUUUGUCCUCAAAUUCAUAAUAAAUAAACAAUUAUAAUAGCAAUUAAUGUGUAAAUACUGAAUAAAUAUACUUAUUGGUUUUUAA
Messenger RNA from Plutella xylostella (diamondback moth), 1664 nucleotides. RefSeq names its product kynurenine formamidase. The record is from RefSeq and is a predicted model, not a curated record. Gene Ontology annotation, molecular function: arylformamidase activity. Lineage: Eukaryota; Metazoa; Arthropoda; Insecta; Lepidoptera; Plutellidae.